CCCCUACUACUAUAUUCUACAAAUCCCCCGUACAAAAACAGCCAUGCCCGGUCUCAUCGUGAAGAAGCUUCAGGAGGAUGAGUCAAUGUCUGAAGACGACUAUGAUUCUGACGCCGAUGAUGACGAUUCUGAUGACGCCGACGACGGUGACACCGACGACGAUGACAAAAACGCUUGCGCCCUAGAGGAGCGAUUGGCUAAUAUUGAGAGGAUGCAUAAACAGAUAUGGCUAGUAAUUGAAACAAAAGCCAAGGAUAAGGGCAUAAAUAUUACAGAGAUUCUAGCUCAGUUUCCAGGUGGUUUGUCCGCGUUCCAUGAGCCUGGCCCGACUCCCACUCAAGAGUCAUCCAUAGAAGAGCGAUUGACUAACUUUGAGAUGAAGUGGAGGCAUACCUUGCUAGUAACUGAAGUUGUAUUCAAGGCUAUGGGCACUGAUGGUACAGAGAUUCUCGCCAAGCUAGCCGAGGUUAGAGCACGUCUGUCUGCAUCCCAUGAGCCUGGCCCGACUCCCGCUCCCACCAAUGAUGCCCCAGCUCAGGUAGUUGAGGAUGUUGUUGCUGAUCAGAUGACUGUGUUGGAUGCCACCACUGUAGAUACUGAUGACUCCACCUUUUCUCCACCUACUCUCGCACCUGCUGUUUCUACUGUUGAUGUUCCUCCUGUUUUUGUUGCACCUAAUGCUGCUGCUACUGCUGAUACCCCUAAUUCGGCUGUUUAUCCAGCUCUUGCUUCUCUUGCGCCUGUUAUUACUGCGGCUGCUGUUUCUAUCCCGCCAGCUGAGGCGGGAGACACACCUAUGCCAGACGCAUCUGCCUAGAAGGGGUUCUCUUCACCCAACCCGAUUUCGCGUGCAUAGGAGACUAUUCACAAUUGUAAGUGGUGGGGGAAUUAAACUUUUGUGGAUGAUUGUAAUUAAUUGACUAACCCUUCUUCUAGCAAAAUAUGGUGUUCCUGACAAAAAA
Molecule: messenger RNA, 962 nt
Organism: Nicotiana tabacum (common tobacco)
Lineage: Eukaryota; Viridiplantae; Streptophyta; Magnoliopsida; Solanales; Solanaceae
Source: RefSeq, a predicted model, not a curated record